GCUGAACAUCACGGUGGAAUCUUGGUGGGUGCAUCCCGUCAGAUCAAGUUACAGGAACCGACACAGUAUUAGAGCCCGCGUCUGUGCACCGUACACACUACAGUAGGAAGUGCAGUCGGAUACACACUACAAGGUUGUGAAAAGAAAGGUCCAAAAUGAACAGAAACAGGAAAGUCCCGGAGAACGUGUUGGCGGUGUUCUCCAAGUACCAGGCGAACAACGUCAGGCAGCUGAAGAAGGAUGAAGCUCUUGAGAUGCUGAAGGCAGAGUUCGGACUUGACAACGAACAGGCUGAAAAUAUCUUCUACACCUUCGACAAGAACAACGACAACAUCAUGAGUAUCUGGGAGUUCAAGAUGUUCUUCGACUGCGCUGGCGACCACGCCCAGGAGAUCGUGCAAAAGUUCCGGGAACUUGACGCCGAUGGGAGCGGCAAGCUGGACGUGGAGGAGGCGAGGCUUGGCCUGAAGACUCUCAAAACAGCAACUGGGCGUGUCCUGGAGGAUAAGGAGAUUGAAUUCUUUAUCCAGACGACGGGGACAGACGACAACACCAUCGACCUCGGCCACUUCGUCAACCUUCUGCACCGACUGAAACUCUACAACGCCCCUCCACCACCUGCUAACGUCAAGAUCCAUGCCUAGACUGCGCACACAGUGAAUUGACGCGGGCAGGACAGAGAGGUGCGGUUUAUACCGUAUUCUCUGUAAAAAAUACGCUUGUAAAAAUGCAUCAUAACAUAAUUUCUGUAGUCCAUUGUAAGUCUUUAUAAUGUAAAUUUAUUAUACAACGAAACCCCGUUAAGAUGGAAACCCCGAUUAGUUUUUUGAUUGUUUACACGGAUACAAGGGAGCUUGAUUCAUUGGUCCGUGAUCCGGACAUUUGUUUAUCCGGGGGAUUUUACUGGUCCAGACUAAGGGGUAUUUGCUGUAGCUGUAUUUAAUGAUAUUAAAUGAGGAUGUUUAUUGUGGGAUCUGUCUAAUACGUAAUUACAUAUGAUCAAUGUUUACGUUUAGAGGUUAUUGCUAUAAACACUAUUGGUAUUCUGGACAAUAUUUGAACAACUAGUCAAGUUUAUUUUAAUUUCAUCCUAAAGCUAUUUUAAUUGUAUUCACACAAUCAAUAUCAUCGGGUAUAUUGUAUGUAUAUUCAUGUAAAUAUAUGUCGCAUUUCACUUUCUGGUUGAAUAAAAAUAUUGCUCACGAAACUUCAACAAUAAAAUCUGUUCCUGUAUAAUUACACCUAAUUACGCAGAUUAUUUACACAAAAUCACGUUUCGAGAUGCAAAGCGGGUUUCGAUGACAGCCCCAUGUCGGGGCAUUUAAAUGUAUUUCACUGUUUUCCUAUUUAACCAUACACAUGUUAUUCAUCGCAUGCCAAAACAUAUUAUUUUAUUUAUAAUAAAUCAUACAGUACAGCAGUGAUACUUACUAUCACAUACGACAAGUAUGCUCAUGAACAUAAAUAUGUGUAUCUUUUAUGGAGUGUUUGAUUUGCCACAAAGCGGCAGUUUCAUUGAGGGGAGAUAACUCGUGUCAGCAUAACGUAUGCUUGGGAAGGGAUGGCACAGCCAAGAUCUGUUGCAAAUAAUAGCCGUCCGUAAAAAAAUUCCUUUUUCAUCAUAUUUUCAUUAAAUGUUUCAUGGUCUCAGUAGUUUGCUUUAUAUAUCUGUGUAUUCGCUGUUGCAAUGUCAGCUGUCCGGAUAACAUAUUAAAAACUAUUUUGCAUAUUUAAUUUAUUGAAACAUGUUCUUUGAACUCAAAAAGUUGCAAAGUAGCAUAAUUAUGAUUUUUAAGUUUUAACAAAAUUGAUUUUUUGCUUUGAUCUAAAGAUCUAGUAGUCCUGUACCAAGACGGGAAUAUAUGUAUUUCAGUGAAGCCAAACAAUCUAGAAUAGGAAGCCAAGCCAUCUCUAUUGCACAGAAAUGUAAUGAGCAUUAAGAAUUUCAUCAGAUGAGAUAACUGUAUUGUGUGAUAAAUGAUUUCAUAGAGUAAGUGGUAGUCUAGUGCUCGAGGCAUGCUUUUGUUUAUUUGCUGCUCAACAUUUCAAACGGGGUUAUCAUUUAUUCAUAGGAUGCUCAUGUCUUAUUGUCUCAAAUGUGUUCAAGGAAAAUUCCUAUGUUGAAGUCUUUCACUUUUCAUUUUCUAUCUUGUUAUGAUCACGAUUUGAUAUAAUAAAUAUUUAUUCAUAACA
Haliotis rufescens (red abalone) is the source of this 2193-nucleotide messenger RNA. Its product is annotated as mitochondrial substrate carrier family protein C-like. Lineage: Eukaryota; Metazoa; Mollusca; Gastropoda; Lepetellida; Haliotidae. The coding region runs from base 156 to 644 and encodes 162 amino acids. The transcript has 4 exons. Gene Ontology annotation, molecular function: calcium ion binding. The record is from RefSeq and is a predicted model, not a curated record.